CACGCUCACACCAUCCUGACAGCGUUCAUCCGGAGUGUGUCUGGCUGCCCCCUGUAGACCUCUGUGGUGCUCACGUGCUGCACGGGCACCUGCACCACCGGCGGCAGACUCAUCACCUCCGCACCCUCGUAACGGCCACCACCACCUCCCCCGAAGAACGGCGACCUGUCGGCCUUGCGCGGGGCCUGGGCACGCUGCUGUUGCGGCUGCUGUGGCUGCUGGCCUCCAGAUCCCGAUGAGGUUGCGCUGGCCCCUCCCCUCUCUGCCUCGCUGGCCGUGGAUGGGGCAUUAGUGAGGUUGGAUGAGGACGUCACGCCGAAGACGGAGGCGAGAGUGGUCCGCAGGUGGCCGUCGGUCAUGGUGCUGAUGUCCUCGUUGUUGAGCGACGCCGGGAUGCGAGGCGUGUGGCCGCAGAAGGAGAAGGUGCUGCGGGACCUGUUGGUGUUAGGCGUCUCGCGCUCGCCGCCCUCUUCGAAAUAGCAUGGACAGACGCCAUCCACGACCGGAUGGAAGCCCAGGUCGCCGUUCAUGUAGGGGCAGGCGGCCGUGUGCUGGAGGAAGCCCACCGGCGUCUUGCCCUCCUUGGCUGUGUGGGUGCCCGUGCCCAGGCUGGGCGUGGGCGCGUCGCUGCCCCGUGCCGGCGUGAACGGGGUGAUCCCGCCGCCGAGCUCGCUGGGGGCGCGCGAGAGGAUGACGGAAGCCAUCUCGGUGGAGCACGAGUCUGUGUCGGAGAUGUCGCGGGAGCCCCGUUUGUUCCUCCGUCGCUGGCGCUUAACGACGUACGAGGCGAUGAACACCGACGCAGUGGUGAGGAUCGCCACGAUCAGCCCCCACAUCCACACGGGCAGCAGCAGAGGUCCAGACAGAAAAGUGGACGAAGACAGCGGAGAAGAGGCGGCGGCGGGAGAGGGUCGUUUGACAUCCUUGCUCAUCCCGCCCGCUGGCGCGUCCUUGGUUCCCGGCGCACCCUCAUCACCCCCCCCAUCAGAUGUCUCGACGGAGGAAGGCAUGCCUGGCGGGGCGGUGGGCAGGUCCUCGCCUGAGAGCCGCCCCGUGGCCAGCUCGUAGGGCGGCAGCUUGAGGGCCGACAGCCGCGCGAGAACGGGUGUGUCGGCGUCGACAGAGUAUGUGCGCUGCAGGAGAGAGGUCUUAUUGGUGAGGGCGUCCUGCAGCUGGCUCCGCCGCUGCUCGAACAUCGGCGAGCUGAUCGACAUCGACUCAGGCACCUCCUCUGCUAUCCUGCAAUCAUUCAUUCAGAGGACCAAGCGUGUGUCUGCCGGUCUGUCUCUCUGUCUCUCUGUCUCUCUGUCUGUCUGUCUGUCUGUCCCUCUGUCGUCUGACCUGAAAAGGACGAUGAUGGACCCCUUGAUGAGCUUGAGUAUGUGCACGUUGUCGGGGGAGGGGAUGCCCAGAGUGGCGGCAAUGACGCGCUGCAGCUGACGCUUGGUCGUCGACACAACGUCGGGGGGCUGACUCUGCACACAACCAUCCAUCGCACACACAAGCAAGGGGGAUAUGGUCAUUGUGCGCCGGGUCGCUGCGCCCCGUGUGUCGUUGCUUACCGCCACAGCCGUCUUGUAGUCGACGUGCAAAAUUCGGAUUUGAUAAGCCCAGUCGCUGGCAGCGGGGGGACGCACGGGCGGGGGCGCUGGUGUGGCGACCUGCUUUGAUUUCACCACCUCCUCUUCUGUGGCUGCCGUGUUGAUGUCAUCGUCUUCCUUUGCUGCUGUGGUGUCCUCCUGCUCUUCUUCUAUCUGUUCGUCGGGUAGAGGAGGGGUCUCCUCGGAUGUGGGUUCGGGGGCAGGAGGGGGUGUCCUCAUCACUUGGAAGGCGUGCUUGGGGCCUUUCUGCUCUCGCUCCUUGACCCGCUUAGUCAGCUCGGGCAGUGGCAGCAUCACCCCUGUGCCGUCGCCCAUCUUGCUCGUCUGCUCUUCCUUGGCGGGCUCAAUCGGCUGCUGCACCUGCUCGUCCUCGAUGUCGUCAUCAAUCUCGGCCUGCUCCUCCUCGGCCGCCUCCUUCUCCUUCUCCUUCUCCUUCUCUCGCUCCUCCUGCUCUUCUCGUUCAGGCUCUUCUUGCUCGCGCUCUUCCUUCUCUUGUCGCUCGCGUGUUUCCUGUCGGUCCUCUUCCUCCUGCUGUUGCCUCUGGGUUUUGUCGUUCCAGUAGUGCUCCCAGUACUCGUGCAUGAAGUCGCCGGUGAUGGUGUUGUCGUGGUCGGGGCUGCACACCUGCGGGCAGCUGGGGCACAGACCGUGCUGUGCGAUACACAAGUUGAACCCAACCUGAGUAGUGAGUGAAAAGAGAAUGGAACUAAAAGUUGACGGAAGAACGGCGCUCACACACGUGCUUACCGAUGUGUUAGUGGGUUGGCUGUGGACUUGGAAUCUAAAGUGCCAGUGGCCGUUCUCAUAGUUGUGUGGCUGUUUCCAGUUGUGAGGCCACCCCACCGGCCACUGCCCCCGGCCACCGGUGAGGACCUGCAAAGGCAGGAACCAGAAGCCCCUCUGCCGGAAGGGCUUGCCGCGCUGCACAAUCUCCUCGUUGGCGUGCAGGACGACGAACUCGCCCUCCUUGUGCUGGCCGGCCAUCAUGGCGACGACGUCGAUACUGUCCCACCCGCUGAACUCGAACCCCUGUGCGACGGCUACGAUGGUUGCGGUCAAGUUGAUGGGGAGGUAGUCGUCCAUGCGAUCGCCGCAGAAGCCCCAUGGGGAGUCGAAGUCGGACACCACACAGCCUUCCGUGGCCGGGCCGCGGCGGUCGAAAGAGCGGAUCGGGAUCGACAAACGAUGAAUCUCGUGGGGACUCGAGAAGUCCACAUGGCUGGGGAGGGAAAACAGAACAGGAGGAAACGCCCGACGUCAUCAUAUCUACGACUGUGUGGAGGGAGGGUUGUGCGCUUUCUGGUGCGAACGUACUGGUCGACGAUCUUUUGGGUCCACUGCGAUGGCGAUGAUGUAGAAAAGACGAAUGGACCCGGCAUCUCGGUGGGCGGCACUCUCAGCGCAUACGUGUCCAUGUCUUGGCCAUUAUUAUCACCCUCUGAUCAACCAGCCAGCCAAUAGACAAACACGCGUCGCGUGCAACACAUGUGAAUAUGCGCCCAUUGCUCUGCUGCUCGUGCUGCUGACGCUGCCUGGAUGUGCGCCUUACGUGAGAUGGCGAGGGGCAGAGUGGUCACGAUGAGGGCGAUGAAAAACACCAUAGGUGUCCAACCAAACUUCGGUCGUCCCGGUGCAGCGCCGCCAUCCCCCGCGGGGUCUGCCGUACGAUGGUGGUGGCACACCGACAUUGCCGUACCCAGUCACCCAGCAAGUCUGCCUGCCCGCCUGCGCCUUCAACUCCCCUCCGCUCGGCGUCCGCCGCGUGACAGCCCGUCAGCCACACAACCCCGGCGACGAAAGAUGCACUUCCAAAGUCACAGCAGCAUUCCACUCGGCUAGGCCUGGUUGUAUAUACGUGUGUGUGUGCAGUGCUCCAGCCGGGGUGGAGGGAAAGACAGGAGGACAGAGGAUG
Messenger RNA from Vitrella brassicaformis, 3513 nucleotides. The record is from the annotation of a GenBank genome assembly. NCBI's taxonomy places the organism in Eukaryota, Vitrellaceae.